CGUUCACGGGCGGCGCGGGCGCGCCGCGCCUCACCAUCCGCGUCGCCUUGCUCGCCACCGGCGGCCCCAGCGCCGUCGCCUCCCCCCAUCCGCGCCUCUCUCCCAGUGCCGCGCCACCUGCCCCGUCCACGCCGCCUACCCCUCCGUGCGCCGCCGCCGGGCCUAGACCAACGCCGCCGCCACCUCCCAGUCGCCGGCCGCUCACUCGCACCGCCGCCCGCCUCCCAGUCGCUGAUCCGGCCCCAAACGCCACCGCCUCCUCCUCAUCCGCGCGGAUCCCCUUUGAUUUCUUCUCCAUGGAUGGGGGCGGCUUCGAUUUCUUCUGUUAGACCAGGAGGCCAUGGCGUCGGCCGGCGUCCUGGACGUCAACUCACAGGUGCAGGUGGCCGAGGGAUUCCCCCACAUGCAGGAGUACGGCACCUACCUCCGGGGCGACGACAACGCAGCACUUGGCCGCGGGCAUGUCUCCGAGCCCCAUCCCCCUCGCGCACCGCGAUCUCUGGGAGUGCCGAACCAGCGUGCGGGGCGAGGGGCCGGCUUGGUGGCUCGAGGUCCACUGAGCGCCCGCCACCUGAACUUCGGCGUUUCAUCCUCGGCGGCAGGCGGCCGCGGUGGACAAGACGACGUCGUGUCGUCAUGGCCUGCCCACAGCGGAGGCAACAGUGGCCUUUUCAUUGGCGGGUCAUCAUCAAGGGCAGGCGGUGGCGGCCGUGGGUGUGCCAACUCUUCCUCAGUGGCACCGGGCCGUCGUCGGCCGCGCUCCAACGCCUCCAACCGUGGCGGCGCCCGCGGACGUGGUGGUCGCGGUGGGCGUGUAGCUAGGAGCGCCGGCCCUCCACAAGCACCCGGCGGCGGCUACACCGACGUCGAUGAUGAAGGUGCAUGGGAGGAGGAGGUGGAGGACUAUGGCAGCUCCGGCGUCCCUCCGGACAUGCAAAAACUUGAUGAAUGAGACACUAAAGAGGCAAUGGUGGAGCUAGCCCCAACACCAAGGGGCUCCUUCCUCUUCCUCCGUCUUUUUCUUUCUCAUUUCCCUUCUCUCCUCCUCCUUCUUCCCCUUUGCCUCCAAUGGAGUUCCUAAGGGUAGGGGGGCUUAAGCCCCCUGCCCCCAUGCUGGCUCCGCCUUGUAAAGGGGUGAGAUGAGUCGGAUGGUAAAGGAUCUUAAAAUUUGACUUAGAUUAUAUAAGGACAGGAUCCUAAAAGAGUAAGGCUCUUAUCUUAU
Messenger RNA from Panicum virgatum (switchgrass), 1222 nucleotides. Its product is annotated as spidroin-1-like. Lineage: Eukaryota; Viridiplantae; Streptophyta; Magnoliopsida; Poales; Poaceae. Bases 341 to 952 code for a protein of 203 amino acids. The record is from RefSeq and is a predicted model, not a curated record. The transcript has 2 exons.